Messenger RNA from Clupea harengus (Atlantic herring), 5463 nucleotides. RefSeq names its product ubiquitin thioesterase zranb1-B-like. Gene Ontology annotation, biological process: positive regulation of Wnt signaling pathway; protein K29-linked deubiquitination; protein deubiquitination involved in ubiquitin-dependent protein catabolic process. Gene Ontology annotation, cellular component: nucleus; cytoplasm. NCBI's taxonomy places the organism in Eukaryota, Metazoa, Chordata, Actinopteri, Clupeiformes, Clupeidae. The record is from RefSeq and is a predicted model, not a curated record. Gene Ontology annotation, molecular function: K63-linked polyubiquitin modification-dependent protein binding; cysteine-type deubiquitinase activity.
UAGGCUACCAACCAAGGGUUGCAUUGAUAACGGUACUGAUACUUAUUAACAUAGAUACAAACGCCUUAAAAAAACCAUUCCGACCUAGUAUUGUGUUCAGUGAAAAGAUUCAAGUGCGCUGACAGUCGUUUGUUGUCACUGCAGAUAUUGCUGCGGUAGAAAUUUCGGUAGCGAUGACAUCAUUCCUUUAGCAACACGAAACAAGCGCCAUUGUGGCUCGAGACGUGUUAUGUGGCCCUUUCCUUUUGGCCUAUCACAGUGAGCCAAGACGGCGAAUAAGGGCUACAGUUUCAUAAUUCGUCGACAUCAAAUGCUGGUGCAACGAAGCCUUUAAACCAUUGGCAACGAAAGAGGUAGUUCCUCAUAGGUCAAUGCGAGGUACACAGAAAAUUACCCAAUCAGCUUAGCUGGCGAAUCCAGGUGAUAACCCUCCUCCCGUCUCUGUGGAGUAGGUUUAUUUUGGCUUUUCCCGUUUCCCCAUCGCCGCCAUUAGACUUAGACAGCUAGGCGGUCAGAGAUGGGGAUUACAAUUAUUUAAAUCACAGAAACUCGGCCUUGAAGACUGUCUGUUUGGGCUACAAUGUACGGCUCUCGCCCAACUGGGAAGUGCAGAGGAAAUGUAAAUAUGGUGCUGUUAGAGAAAUGAGGGUGUAGGGGAACUCGGUGUGGUGCUGGAGGGUUGGUGCGGAUUGGGUUGCAUUCGGAAAAGACUGAGAGAGGCCAGAGGAACAUAUCGGUGCUGCAAAGGGACUAGUGGUUGCAAAGAGAAGAGUAUAGUCACAAGAAAAGAUUACAAAGACAAGCUCACUCGCAGCAAGCAGUGUGUGUGUGCGUGUGUGUGUUACCAGUGUGACCUCCUGCCGGUGGGAGGUAGAAAGCUGCGGGGUGCGCCAGAGCGAGGAUGAGCGAGUCGGCCGUCAAGUGGGCGUGUGAGUACUGCACCUACGAGAACUGGCCGUCCGCCAUCAAGUGCACCAUGUGCCGUGCCCAGAGGCCCGGCGGCCCCAUCAUCACAGAGGAGCCCUACAAGAUCACCCCGGCCCUGGACACGCCCUGGGACCCACCGGCGCCGGUCGGGGGCUCCACGAAGGGUGGCUCCAGUCUGCUUAUCUGCCCGGACUCGAGCACCCGGCCCCGGGUGCAGCUGGCCGACGAGGCCCCCGAAAGCACCACUAAGUGGUCGUGCCAGAUGUGCACCUACCUGAACUGGCCCCGCGCCAUCCGCUGCACGCAGUGCCUGUGUCAAAGGCACCAGCAGCAGAGAGACUCCUCAUCUCCUCCACCCCCCCCUCCCGCGCCCAGGUCCAGAAGUCCAGGUGAGACUCCUCAGACCUCCAGCACGCCUGGUAUCCCACCGCAGCAGCAACAGCAGCAGCAGCAGCAGCAGCAACAGCAGCAGCAACAGCAACAGCAGCAGCAGCAGCAGCAGCAGCAGCAGCAGCAGCAACAACAACAGCAACAGCAGCAGCAGCAGAGGAUUUCCCCAGUCCAACCUGCCACCACGCCCCCACAGACCCCCACCCCAGACCCGUGCGAGGAGCGGAACGACCGCAACCGGAUCAACACCACCCAGUACGGCCAGCAAUGGGUCUGCGCCGCCUGCACCUACGAGAACUGGCCCAAGAGCCGUCGCUGUGCCGUGUGCGACCACCCGAGGCCCAACCACCUCACGCCCCCCUCGGGAGGCUCCCCGGAGCCUAGCGAGCCAGGCGGUGGCACUGCCGGCACUGUUACCGGCGUCCCCUCCGGCACUACCCUCACGGCCCUCAGCCCACCGUCCUCUUCGCCCACCGUCAACGAGCAGGACCGCGAGCGUUGCCGGAUAGGUGUCGGCAUGGGCUGCAGCGGCGCUGGCGGCACCAGGAGAGCUUCGCCGCCGUCUUCGGGCCGGCAGCUAGAGCCUGAGCUGCGGACGAUGGAGUUUCAGCGCAUCGAGCUGGCGGCCGGCGGAGGGGUCGGGGGAGAGGAGCAGGCGGUGGACUUUAAAAAACUCAAACAGAUCAGGAACCGCAUGAGGAGAACUGACUGGCUCUUUCUCAACGCCUGUGCAGGAGUUGUGGAAGGGGACCUGGCGGCGGUGGAGGCCUACAAGUCUUCGGGUGGAGACAUCGCCCGUCAACUAACCGCAGAUGAGGUACGGCUGCUGAACCGGCCAUCCGCCUUUGACGCUGGCUUCACACUUGUGCACUUGGCCAUCCGCUUCCAGAGGCAGGACAUGCUGGCUGUCCUCCUCACAGAGGUGUCUCAGCAGGCGGUGAAGUGCAUCCCGGCCAUGGUGUGCCCUGAGCUGACGGAGCAGAUCCGUAGGGAGGUGGCGGCCUCUUUGCACCAGCGCAAGGGCGACUUCCCCUGCUACUUCCUCACGGACCUCAUCACCUUCACACUACCAGCAGACAUUGAAGACCUUCCCCCCACUAUUCAGGAGAAGCUAUUUGAUGAGGUGUUGGACCGGGAUGUGCAGAGAGAGUUGGAGGAGGAGUCGCCCAUCAUUAACUGGUCCAUCGAGCUGGGCACGCGAUUGGACAGCCGGCUGUACGCGCUGUGGAACCGCACGGCGGGGGACUGCCUGCUGGACUCCGUGCUGCAAGCCACCUGGGGCAUCUACGACAAAGACUCGGUGCUGCGCAAGACACUACACGACAGCUUGCAUGACUGCUCGCACUGGUUCUACACGCGGUGGAAGGAGUGGGAGUCGUGGUACUCUCAGAGCUUUGGCCUUCACUUCUCACUGAGGGAGGAGCAGUGGCAGGAGGACUGGGCUUUCAUCCUCUCACUGGCCAGUCAGCCUGGGGCGAGUCUAGAGCAGACCCACAUAUUCGUCCUAGCACACAUUCUCCGCAGGCCCAUUAUAGUCUACGGCGUGAAGUACUACAAGAGUUUCCGUGGAGAAACGCUUGGCUACACGCGUUUCCAGGGAGUGUAUCUGCCUCUGCUGUGGGAGCAGGGCUUUUGCUGGAAGAGCCCCAUCGCCCUGGGUUACACGCGCGGGCACUUUUCUGCACUUGUUGCCAUGGAGAAUGACGGCUAUGACAAUCGAGGCGCGGGCGCCAACCUCAACACGGAUGACGAUGUGACUGUCACCUUCCUGCCUCUGGUGGACAGCGAGAGGAAGCUCCUUCACAUCCACUUCCUGUCAGCCCAAGAGAUGGGGAAUGAGGAGCAACAGGAGCGUCUGAUGCGUGGGUGGCUGGACUGCUGCGUGACGGAGGGGGGCGUGCUGGUGGCACUGCAGAAGAGCUCUCGGCGCCGCAACCACCCGCUCGUCACCCAGAUGCUGGAGAAGUGGUUGGACGGCUAUCGCCAGCUCCGCCCUUGCCCCGCCCUUUCAGACGGGGAGGAUGACGAUGACGAUGAGGAUGAGUGAAGAGGAGGAGUCCAUCUGCCCUCUUCACAACAACAAAACAGACAGAGAAAAGCCUGCCUCUCUUUCUACACACACACACACACACACACACACACACACACACACACACACACUCAAACAUACAUACAUACACACACACACUGAACACACAUAUGCGCACACACUCAAAGAGACACUGACACAACUUACAUAGCAUCCUAAAAUAAAAGAAGGAUAACCCAGAGACUGUCAAAACCUCUUCUUUGCUGCAGAGCAGGAUAUGGGCUGGGCUGAUAAUAAAGGAUUCUAGUUUAUGAAUGCUAACAAACUUUCUAGAGUUUUCUGUGUCUCUUUUUUUUUUUUCCCCAACGUGAAAUCUUUACCCAUAAAUGUAAUGCAUGUGGCUGUUAAAAAGAGGUUAGAGAUUAUACCAGCAUUUUAAGCAAAAGCAAAAUGGCAAAACCUUUAUACUGGUUUAUAAUGGACAGUUACAAAGCACAUUUUCAAUUAUUUUAUAUCAUUUUCUGGUCCAAACAUAAUUGGCUUUUCUAGAGGGGGACGAUAACUGAAGUGUACACGACAUCUUUGAGCCUUCACACUCAGCUGAGAAGCUGAGCAGAGAUGGCUAAGAAUACGGACUUAAUAAAACACUGCACAUUUAUGACAAAUCACAUUUAUAUAAAUAACAUCACAAAUUAAAUUAAUUUAUCAUGUUUUCAUAGGGGACAAGCCCCUAUUCGACCCAAAGUCAGAGUCCUUCUGGGUCGAGCUUCAGUCAUCCAUGUUUGAUCCUGUACUUUGUUUUUUUGUGAGGUUUUCAGAGAAAAAAGAAAUUAUUUCUUCUUUUACUUUUUAUGGAUGUAUGUGUGCCGCGUGUGUGAUUUUGUUCUUGUACUUACUGAAGAAUUUGUACAGAUGCCUACCUGCUGUAAGGACAGAAACAUGCUUGUGAGCAUCUGUUAGAGUUUACCUGAGUUUAUGUCUAUCAAGUACCUCAUGUGGAUGCUAAAAUUUGGUGCUUUUACUUUGAAGGGGGGGGGGGGGGGUAAGGAAUCUUGGGCUCUGUACAACACUAGUGUCCGUUCAGUCUCAGAGCCUCACUCUCGUCUGUAGUCAUUCGCACAUUUCCUGCAGGUCCUGUUAUUUCUUGUAAAUCACCAUGGUAACUGUUUCUUUGUGACGUCUGUUGCAUUUCUGUCCACCCCAGACAUGCCCCACGUGUGUAAUGUGUAGAUUCUGUUGUCAAAAAAAAAAUGGCUUGUGGUUUGUUUACGCCUACAGUCAAUGAAAAGAGAAUGUUUUGCAGUACUUCUGCGCACUCUGUAAAGCUUGUCUGUUUUAUUUGUUUGUUUGCAUUUUGUACUCUGUAUUUGCAUUUGUCUGGCCAAUAGUUUGGUCCGGUGUAAAUAAAUGCAUAAAAACAUUUGCCUGAAACACCGAAACAGGUUUCAUAGAGUGCAUUGAAGUAUGAAGAAACCUUGGCUUUAUAAUUACAUAUUAUGUAUUUAAAAAAACUAUUUCUGUUUUUGACAACACAAACACAUAUUACUCCUUUCAACAUUUGAAGAACCUAAAAGUGUAUUUUGAAAUCUAUUUCAUAAUAACCUGAAUAGUUCACAUUUUUAGAAGUACUUCGAAGAACGUGGCCAACACGUCUGACUUGUUUUGUUUGUUGUGUUCCAUUUCGUUCUUUUUUUUUUCUUUUGAUUUUGCUGACGGCUGGUUUUAAACUGUCUUGUGUGAUGGGUGUAUUGUUUAAAAGACUUAAUUUUAACCAAAGUGAUCAUUAACCCAGGUUUGUGGGACAUUUGCUGUGAGCUAGACCCUCUUUUCUGUUUCUCUUGCCAUGGAUCACAGUACUGUUCUUCAGGCCUCCCUGGUGUUUUAGUGUGUGUCCCUUUCUAGUCAAACAGUUUAAUGGACAUCACUUGUGUUGUUGCUUUGUAUUUAUGCAAUAGAUGCUCUUGUGACUAUGAUGGUAUUUGGGAUUAGGUAAAAGUCGGACCUUGUUGGACAGGAGCAUAUAAUGAGGGGCACGACUUAUCAGGAAAAAAAAAGAAAGGAAAAAAUGUUUUUGAAUGUCCACUUCUAAAGCCUCUAUAAACCUUUAUCAGAGACCA